UGGUGCGAAUCAUCCGUUUGGCUGCCAGUAGUUGUAUCUCCGUGUAGCCGGCCUGUAGCCUGUUCUGUGCCCGGGCUCUCGGUCAGGUGAGUCGUAAUGGCUUCAGAUAGCGAUGAGGGAAAGGAGCGUCUCAUUGAAGACGUUAGGCCCAGUUUGCGAAAGCGCAUUGUGGUGGAGCGGGUUCUAGAUCAAUUACAUACAAUCGAAGACGACCAGAAGGAGCAGAUCAGACAAAAGGCCAGGAGCGCUGGCGAUUUCGAGGCUGCUAAUCACCUCAUCUCAGCGGUCUUAAGGAAGCCUCAUGCCCCUGGCUGGUUCCAAGCAUUUGUGGACGCUUUGAUACAUUCAGGUUGUGAAUAUGCAGCGGACUUCAUCCAGCCUGACAACCCUGUUGAUCCGACAGUAGAGGCAGAAAAUGAUUACUGUGUCAAGCUUAUUCAAAUACUCUAUCCCAGUCUUGUGGACAUGAAGACGGAAGUGGUGAACCUCGAAUGUUUUGCUAAAGAACUAAUCACCCAGGAUGACUUUGAGAAAAUUAAAACUAUAACAGCAAACGAGGGGAACAGGGGUGGAGCCCGUGAGCUUCUGGGAAGUAUCGUGAGAGGUCGACCUGGAUGGUUUUCUCAAUUUCUUGAAAUUCUGCGUGUAACUGAACACAAAGACCUGUAUGAGCUUACUGGAGGGUCAUCUGACUGUGACAAGACAGUUGGGAAACUGCCUUCGCUGAAAGAUGAACCGAUGGAAAGUGAAGCAGCAGCUGGAAGCCAGGAUAGCCCCGAGUUUAUGGUCAUCAGCUCUACCAACGAGCCUCCUGAAGAGCAAGACCUGUACCAAGGGGUGAGCGCUAAAUCCAGACAACUGCCAGACAGCGUUGAGCCCUCAACAUCAGAUCCUGUAGAAGCAGCCGGAGGACCAGAAAAAGAUGAUAUUGUUCUUCGAGAUUAUCAGAUGAAUGUGGCUGGACCUGCCUUGGAGGGGAAAAACAUCAUCAUAUGCCUCCCGACAGGAAGUGGUAAAACCAGAGUUGCCGUUUAUAUUACCAAAAAACAUCUGGACCACAAGAGGAAAGAGGGGUGUUCAGGGAAAGUUAUCAUCCUGGUUAACAAGGUUCCUCUUGUUGAGCAGCAUUUUAAUGCAGAGUUCCAACCAUUUUUGAAGCACACGUAUAAAGUGGAGAGAGUCAGCGGAGACUCCCAGCUCAAAAUCUCUUUCACAGAGAUCGUGAAGAAUAAUGACGUCAUCGUUUGCACAGCCCAGAUCCUUGAGAAUUACCUGGAGAGGGCUAUCACUGGAGAGGACGAAGGGGUGGACUUGAGUGAUCUGACACUGAUCGUGAUAGAUGAGUGUCACCACACUCAGAAAGGGGGAGUGUACAACCACAUAAUGAUGCGAUACCUGAAGCAGAAGCACAAGAACAUAAGGCUGAAGAAGGAGCAAAAGAAGACCAAGCCCCUCCCUCAGAUUCUGGGCCUGACUGCCUCACCAGGGGUCGGGGGGGCCACCAAAAUGGCGAAAGCUGAGGACCACAUACUGCGCAUUUGUGCAAACUUGGAUGCUUCCAAAAUCAUGACAACUGACCUUGGCCAAUUCAAAAGGGAGCCAAGGAAAAGCAUUCAAACUGUUGAAGACAGAAAAGAGGAUCCCUUUGGUGAUGUCAUCAAGAACAUCAUGAAUGCCAUUCAUACCCAUGCCGAGCUGAAUCCCACCUUUGACCUUGGCUCUCAGAGCUAUGAACAGUGGGUUGUUCAAAAAGAGCGGAUAGCUGCAACGGAAGAAAAUCCGAAAGUGCGGGUUUGCGCAGAGCACCUCAAACAGUACAGUGAGGGCCUGAACCUCUGCAACACCAUUCGCAUGCGUGAUGCCUUGAAUUUCCUGACCGAAUACCAGGAGGAAGAGAAAAAGAAAAAAAAAUCACCAGAUGCCGAGCUAGUCAUAAAAACCACAGAAACCGAGCAAUUCCUCUUCGAUUUGUUUGAAGGGAAGAAUGAGGGGCUGAAGCAGCUGUCAGAUAAACCAGAGUUUGAAAACGACAGCCUGUCAAAACUACGAAAUAAAGUCCUGCAUGAGUUCACUAGCAGAGAGAAGGCCAGGGGCAUCAUUUUCACCAAAACCCGACGCAGUGCCAUUGCUCUAAGCCAAUGGAUUCAGGAAAACCCCAAGUUUGCUGAUGUUGGAGUGAAAGCCUACCAUGUGAUCGGAGCAGGAGAUCAGAGCGUUGUAAAACCAAUGACCUCUGCAGAGCAAAGGGAUGUGUUGACCAAAUUCCGCGACGGUGAAGUCAACUUGCUGAUUGCCACCACAGUGGCCGAGGAAGGUUUGGACAUCGCAGCGUGCAACUUUGUUAUCCGAUACGGCCUCGUGACCAAUGAGAUUGCUAUGAUUCAGGCUCGAGGAAGAGGAAGAGCUGAGGACAGCAGCUACACACUGGUCGAUGUGAAGAACUCUGGAGUGGCCGAGAAGGAGUGUGUCAAUGAGUACCGCAUCACCAUGAUGAACAAAGCCAUCGACAAAAUCAGAACCUUAAAACAAGAAGACUAUGACAGAAAGAUAUUCGAGUUUCAGAUGCAGGCUAUCAUGGAGGGGAGGAUGCGAAUGAAAAAGAAGCAGCAACAACAAAUGCAGACUGAGAAGGGUGAAGUGAAGUUUAGCUGCCGAAGCUGCAGCAAGCAUGUCUGCACCGGCGAGGACAUCCAGAUGGUCGACGUGCACAGAGUCAAUGUCUCAUUAGAGUUCAGAAACCUGUUCAUCAAGAGAGAAAACACUACUCUUCAGGAGCGGCAUUGUGAUUCUGAGACUGAGACCAAUGAAUACAUAGCAUGCAAAGACUGUGGACAGAGAUGGGGUUCCAUGAUGCUCUACCGAGGAAUCGAUUGCCCCUCCCUUCACGUGAAAAACUUUGUGGUGACGUUCAACGGUAAGAAGAAGACCAAAUGCACCAGUUGGAGUGACCUCAAAAUGAAGUUUCCUGACUUUAACUACAGUGAAUAUGCGGGCCAGUUGGGAGAAUGCUCAGACGAAGAUGACUGACUGAAUCACAACUGUGCACACUCGGUAAUUCUCACAAAAGCAUAUAGUAUCUUCUCUUUAGCUUGGACAGCAUGAGUUGCUGUACCUUUACACUGCAAUGUUUCCUGAAGUAUCUGAUAACUGAUAGUGGGGAAUGUAAGCAUGUGCUGCAAAGCAUUAACAAUAUUUGUAUCAUUUUUUGGGGAAAAGGCUUAUUCACAUUAUGUAAGAUUGUCAAAAUAUACAUUUUUCAUUGGUGUUGUUUGGGUAUUAUUUGCUUUAUGUUGAUAUAACUGUUACUGAAAUAACAAGCAAUUACAAAAUGUGUGUUCAUUUAAUCGGCAUCACUGAUGCAAAAUGAAAAAAAUAAAUGUCCUCUCAAACCCCUGUGGUCUCAUGAGAUUGCAGCCGCUGAGCCUGUGAUAGCCCCUCAGAGCCCACCUGUCACAUAAAUGCAGAUAAACAGGUGCUGCUGAUUCUCCAUGAAAUCCAACUGUUGAGCCAGUCACAGCGGCUAUUUUUAGAACCAUUUCUAAAUAAUGUUUCCUCAUACAGAAAGUCACCUGUGUGUCUGACUGUCUGAGGAAUGCUUCUCAGUUGUCUGUAUUAUCAAUCAAUAAAGGUGUGUCCACUCUC
Trematomus bernacchii (emerald rockcod) is the source of this 3642-nucleotide messenger RNA. RefSeq names its product interferon induced with helicase C domain 1 (gene ifih1). NCBI's taxonomy places the organism in Eukaryota, Metazoa, Chordata, Actinopteri, Perciformes, Nototheniidae. The transcript has 16 exons. Bases 97 to 3027 code for a protein of 976 amino acids. Gene Ontology annotation, cellular component: cytoplasm. The record is from RefSeq and is a predicted model, not a curated record. Gene Ontology annotation, biological process: response to virus; innate immune response; positive regulation of interferon-beta production. Gene Ontology annotation, molecular function: double-stranded RNA binding; single-stranded RNA binding; zinc ion binding.